CGUCCGGUGGGCUGGUCGGUUCCUACGUAGCCAGGCUGCCCGCUGAGCGCUCGCGCUGUCCGACGGGUGGAGUUUGGCUUCAGUCCGCCAGACAAAGACAAAGUGAUGGAGCAGUGAGAGCAGCUGGACCGACGCUGGACCCAACGUGACUGGAGGUGACACUGAGCUGCAAAGCCCCUGGAUCUUCACCACACAAGAGAACCACCUGCUGGGCUCGGUUGUUUUGGUUUCAUUGUUUACAUCUGUUUCACCAGCGGGAAGCUCCUCUCCAACAGCAAAAGGACAUCUGCAGAAAAGGAUAGACCAUUACUUCAGCACAACUGCUUUCAAGAGUCAACUCACCUUUUCCUGGAGUUGAAUUCAGCUCAGUUUCAGAAGCUGGUUCAUGGUGAAACUAAUGAAAUUCAUGGAUAUUUCCCACAAGGGUAACUUCAAAAUGCUCCUUUGUAUUUGUAUCAAUACUCUGUUCAUUGUGAGGAGAAGCUCCAUCCCCAAGGUUUCUCGAUGAAGGCCUGUUUGUGACAAAAGACAAGGGCCACUUGGGGCCAGGAGGUGGGGACCAGAACUUCCUUUGACAUCUGCUCCACCCCGUGAUUUCAACAGUUUAAUCUAUUUGUCCUGCUGACUUCAAGAUGGAGCUCUUCUUCAAUCCUUUUGAUAACUUGGUGUGUAUCCUGCUGGGCAUCUCCUUCACCGUGUGGUUCACCCUGCUGCUGGUCUUCAUCAUUGUGCCUGCCAUCUUUGGGGUGUCGUUUGGCAUUCGCCGUCUUUACAUGAAAACGUUGUUAAAGAUCUUUGAGUGGGCCACACUCAGGAUAGAGAGAGGAGCGAAGGAAAAGAAUCACCUCCUGUAUAAACCCUACUCAAAUGCUAUCAUUGCCAGGGAGCCCACGUCCUUGGAGGAGGAAAUCAAGGAGAUCCGGCGGAGCGGCAGCAACAAAGACCUGGACGCAGCCCCCGAGUUUGAGAUGUCUGACAUCUUCUAUUUUGCUCGACGAGGAGUGGAGAGCAUCAUGGAUGAUGAGGUGACAAAGCGGUUCUCUGCUGAGGAGUUGGAGUCCUGGAAUCUGCUAACACGCAGCAACUACAACUUUCACUAUAUCAGCCUGAGACUGACCGUCCUAUGGGGGCUGGGUCUGCUGAUCCGCUACGGUUUCCUGCUACCUCUCAGGGUAACUCUUGCCUUCACAGGUGUAGGCCUCCUCGUGUUCCUCACCUCUGUUGUUGGGCUGCUGCCAAAUGGAAGGAUGAAAAACUUCCUGAGUGAGAAAGUCCAUCUGAUGUGCUACAGAAUAUGUGUCAGAGCUCUGACUGCCAUUAUAACCUACCAUGACAGUGAGAAUAAACCCAAGAAUGGAGGCAUCUGUGUUGCUAACCACACAUCGCCGAUCGAUGUCAUCAUCCUGGCCAGUGACGGCUGCUAUGCUAUGGUUGGCCAAAUUCACGGUGGCUUGAUGGGGGUCAUUCAGAGAUCCAUGGUCAAAGCCUGCCCACACGUUUGGUUUGAACGCUCAGAAGUAAAAGACAGACAUCUAGUGGCCAAAAGGUUGAGUGAUCAUGUAGAGGAUAAAUCUAAACUGCCCAUUCUCAUCUUCCCAGAAGGUACCUGCAUUAACAACACCUCAGUUAUGAUGUUCAAGAAGGGCAGCUUUGAGAUUGGAGCCACAGUUUACCCUGUUGCCAUUAAGUAUGAUCCCCGAUUUGGAGACGCUUUCUGGAACAGCAGCAAGUUUGGAAUGGUCAACUACCUCCUACGUAUGAUGAGCAGCUGGGCCAUCGUCUGCAGCGUGUGGUACCUUCCUCCCAUGUCUAGAGAGGAGGGAGAGGACGCUGUACAAUUCGCCAAUCGUGUAAAAGCCGCCAUAGCCAGGCAAGGAGGACUGGUUGACCUCUUGUGGGAUGGAGGAUUGAAGAGAGGAAAGGUAAAAGAUACCUUUAAAGAAGAGCAGCAGAAGCUGUACAGUAAAAUGCUGGUGGGCACCCAAGAGGAUCGCAGCCGCUCCUGAAGGACCUUUAUGGACGUGGACUGGUUCAGAGACCCAGCUGUGCUCCUCUGUCUAAACAGACAGCAGUGGUCUCUCUGUAUUGGAGCACCUGGACUGGAAAAUUCUCUCCCUGAUGUCAACAGUACUCCAUUUGGCUUCCUCGGUCACUGCCUCAGCCCGGCAUGUUAAGUUUGCAUCGCUGUUACGGGUCAUUCUGGGUCUGCUGCCCUGUGUUGGAAUAGCUUGACUUGAAGCCUUGCUUGCAUUAGAAAUGAAAAUCCGGUGCACACAGAAAGUCUUCCUUGGUGGCAGUCUUUAGGGGGAAAACGUGUAUUAUUAUCUAUCAUUGAGUUCCUGUCUUUGUUUGAUAGUUACAACUUUAAUUUUUAAGAUUUUACUGUCAUGUUUGUAUCACGCUGUGUUUAAGACCUGGUCGUACCUGGGAUGUAGAAGAGAGUUAUUGUAGAUAAAUACUAGUUUGUUCUAAAGCCAAAAGCUGCGACUGAGUUGGGAUUUUCCAUGACUGACUUGUACCCAUGGUUGAGGGCACAAUGCCAGAUUUUGUUACAUUUCAGAUAUUGUUAUGGGCUUUUUCCAAGAGAGAAACAAAGAACUUGUAUUUGAAGCUUUGUGUUUUACAUUACGAAUCGUAUGAACACACGUGGUCACUAUAGGAGCUGCAUUGCAGACAAGCUCCUGUUGUAUUGUCUGUUUCUGUGUUUUUUCCAUGGAAUGUGUAAGUCCUCACAUUAUGAAGUGGAAAUUGUGCACCAAUUGUUACUCUGACGGAGGUUUAUGGAUUUUAGGCAGAUCUUCCUGUUCCAGCUAAUCAUGCAGCAUAACUGGAGUAAAGAGAUUUAUAGUCCAGUCAGUAAGAAGUCCUCUGGGAUGUUUUUAGCAUUGUCCCUUUAAGGCUAAUGGCAUACAGGUAUCGAUAUAAUGACCAUCACUUCUGGUCUCUUGACUAAAACAUAGUUAUAAUGGCUAUAAUUAGCUGAUAAAUAUUCAUACUAAUACACUCCCAAACGGACAUGUCAUUGGCUUCCUGCUUGUGCAGCGACCAUCUUGCCUCAUUUAUUUUAAGUGAACUCUAAAAACGAUUGUCUUUAUUUCCCCGCUCAGUAAUGACCUUUCUCCUACUUGACAACCUCAAGGAGGUUUCAUGGAGAGCCUGCAGCUGUAGUCUGGACUUCCCAUUCGGCUGGACUCAAGGAACAUGGCGGGCAGCUUCACGGGUUUCAUCCUGAGGCCUUUAACUCACUAGUUUGAUAUUAUCAGGGACAGUUGUCUAGAUGGUUUCAAAUCAGUUCAUCAAAAUAAAUGUUCAAGAAUGUGACUCUA
Molecule: messenger RNA, 3326 nt
Organism: Amphiprion ocellaris (clown anemonefish)
Lineage: Eukaryota; Metazoa; Chordata; Actinopteri; Pomacentridae
Product: glycerol-3-phosphate acyltransferase 4
Exons: 13
Coding region: 633-2006 (457 amino acids)
Biological process (GO): triglyceride biosynthetic process
Cellular component (GO): endoplasmic reticulum
Molecular function (GO): glycerol-3-phosphate O-acyltransferase activity
Source: RefSeq, a predicted model, not a curated record